Messenger RNA from Trametes versicolor FP-101664 SS1, 585 nucleotides. RefSeq lists its product as uncharacterized. NCBI's taxonomy places the organism in Eukaryota, Fungi, Basidiomycota, Agaricomycetes, Polyporales, Polyporaceae. Bases 1 to 585 code for a protein of 194 amino acids. The record is from RefSeq and is a predicted model, not a curated record. The transcript has 3 exons.
AUGAGCGUGAACAUCUUGAACGUCAGCUUCAUCUGCAAGUUCAGCAGCCCGACGAACUCGUCCGUCGUCGACAGCGCCACCGGGGAGCGCCUAUUCGAGUUCGCGACCCCCUUCGGCCUCCACUGGCGCACUGUGACGACACUACGGGACGCAGACAGGAGGAUGGUCGCCGAGUAUAAGACCGGCUGGACGCGCGACGAGGUGACCUACCUGGGACGGACGAUGCUUAUGUCAGACUGGCUCGUCAAGAAGAGCGUAUUGUCGAGCAAUCGAAUCUUCGUGGCACCCGAUGGGCGGUCGUACGAGUGGGAGAAGGAUGGGAUGGCCCAGGGAGGUAAUGAAUACAAGCUCCUCGACUGCCAAACAGGAGAGCUGGUCGCGCAGGGGCACCGCAAGCGUGCACGCCGGCUGUUCUCGUCUUCGGAAAAGUUGAACAUCGACGUCCUCCCGGACGGACUUCCGAUCCUGGAUGCCAUCGUCUUCUCCUUCUUCCUCUGCGAGCUGAUGGCGAGACGUAGGGAAAGUGCGAACAACAGACUUGGCGUGGGCGGGGCCGGUAUGCAGGGACCUCCUAUCUCUGGGUAG